CCUACACUUUUGGUAAUGUUGGUAAUUCCAUUGAAAAGCUUUCCACCGAAACCAAUACCACAAUUCUCCAAAUUUCAGCAUCGCAGGAAUGUUUACUUUCCCACGAAAAAUAAAUAAAUUCAGCUUCUAAAUUUUUUCCUAAAACUACAUAAAUUAUCUAUUUUACCCACACUUAUUUUCAACAAAAUCGUACCCUUUCUGUUCAGGAAGCUCCAUUCUUGUUCAAGAUCGGGGGUUUAUGGCAGCAUCGAUAAGCUUCUUGAAACAAUCGAGUAAAUAAAAAACAAAGCAGCAGCAAAAAUGUCUGCUCGCAUGCUCCAGAAGGUGCUCCGGGAGCAGGAACAAUUAUUAACUCGUCAGGAGAAUGAAAAUGAGAAUGAUUCAGAUGCCGACUCAAUUGAUUCUCGACCCACACGUCCAGCGGCAAACCCUUUUGACCUUCUUGAUGCAGAGUUGCCCGGGUAUUGCUUUGUUGGGUGUGGAGCAUGUUGUACGCCGUGAGUUGAAAGUGGAGGAUGCUAAUGAAUUAAGUGAAGUCGGUAGCCCUCAGGAUGAUAGUCAGCAAAAUUCUGUUGAAGAUAAGGUAGAUAUGGCCGUUUCAUCUGUUAAAACCAAGAAAAAGAAAAAGAAGAAGAAGAAAAAUGAAGAGAAGGUUGCCUAUGUUGAUGCUAACACAAAGGAUGAAUCUAUUGACCUACAAUUGGAGAGACUAUCUGUCAGUGAAGCUGGAGCUUCUUCAGUUGUCUCCUCAGAGAUACCAACACCCACUGGAAACAGUAAAGGCAGAUGCAUUUUGCAGAAGUGUUCGACUCAAAUCUUAGCAAUUGAUCCAAAGUUCUUAAGAGCAGAAGACGAGCUAAGACGAAUUUUUGGCUCCAAAGUGGUAAAUGCAUUCGAGAAUAGCCAUAACAGUGGAAAUUCACGGAGGAAGCAAGUACCCAGAGGAGGAGUGCACAACUACCAUAUCAGAAGGACAAUACUUGUUGCUGCUUCAGAUCAUUGGCCACGCUGGGAUGGGGGAUUGUCUAUGGAGCAUAUAGAAACAAAAGGACUAAAGUAUUUCAGGUACACUCCUUCAUCCUCAUAUCUGGAUGCACAAAAGAAGUUUGAAGCAGCAAAGGGCAUAAAUGAUCUACAAGGUAUUGCAUUUGUAUUGGUUCAACAUCCUUACCAUGUGGAAUCACUAUUAGCUCUUGCAGAUGCAUUCAAGUUUGCUGGAGAGUACCAAAGGUCUGCUGAAGCAAUUGAGAAGUCUUUAUAUGCUUUGGAGUGUGCAUGGCAUCCGUUAUUUAAUCCCAUUCGUGGUGAUUGUAGACUAUCUUAUAGUUGUGAUUCAAACAAGCCAUUAUUUUUAGCCCUUCUCUGCCAUAUGCAAAACUUGGACCGCAGAGGUUGUCACCGGUCUGCUCUUGAAGUUUGUAAACUGCUACUUUUAUUGGAUUCAGAUGACCCUGUUGGGGCCCAGUUUUAUAUUGAUUAUUUUUCUCUGAGGGCUAAGCAAUAUGAAUGGCUGGAGUUGUUUGCUGAUCAAUUUGUCAGCGACAAUUCACUUUGGCUUCUUCCGAACUUUUCAUUUUCCCUGGCAGUUGCACGCUUCUAUCUUGAAUGUGAGGCGCCAAUGAAGCAAUCUCAAGUUCAAACAGAUUCUGUACCAUCCAUUGAUUUACUUAAGCAAGCACUCAUGCUUCACCCAUUAGUUUUAAAGAAGAUAGUAGACAAGGCACCUUUAAAGGAUGGAGCAUGGCUGCAAAUUCUUAAGCAUCCACAUUUUGCAUAUGCUGAAGCAGGAAGUCCCUCACUUGAACAUCUUAUACAGAUAUAUGUGGAAAAGAAUUAUAUUAUAUGGAGGCUUCCUGAGUUGCAUAAGUGGUUGAAAGAUGCUGCAAUGCAGGUGAUUCAAACAGUCAACCAGGACAAGGGUGAAGCCAAAGAUUGGGCUUGUGUAAGGAAAGAAGCAUUUCCAUCAGAUAAGAAUGAAUAUUCUCACUUGUCAAUCAUAAACUUUGCGGAUUCAGUCCCUCCACCUGUGGAUAUGUAGCUUAUGAUAGUGUUUAGACCCGGAUGCUCUUGUACCAACAGCACGACGAAGCUCCUGGUGAUAUGGGAUAACAGGAUCCAAAACCCCUACUUUUUCAGUCUCUACUCUCUUGGCGGACCAUGACUUAAAUGUCAAUGCAGACGACAUGGGAGAAUAGAAGUUGAGAAUUGUCGUGAAGAAAAUUGGGUCUGAAUUACUAGUUAUUUUCAUUAAAUAUUGCAGUAUAGAUGCUGGGAAUAUCAUUAUAUUUCAUAGAUAAUUUAUUGAAACUAAGUUUCCAGAUUUGUUGGCAUUUAACCAAUGUACACGAGUAAUCCAUUCAUCUUGGGAGUAUUCAAAUGGCAAUAAAGGAGUUCCAUAUAGUUCUA
Cryptomeria japonica (Japanese cedar) is the source of this 2406-nucleotide messenger RNA. RefSeq lists its product as uncharacterized. The record is from RefSeq and is a predicted model, not a curated record. The transcript is spliced from 5 exons. Gene Ontology annotation, cellular component: RQC complex. NCBI's taxonomy places the organism in Eukaryota, Viridiplantae, Streptophyta, Pinopsida, Cupressales, Cupressaceae. Bases 365 to 2038 code for a protein of 557 amino acids.